AUGGGACGGCGAAGCGUCGCCCUGGCUCUACUGGCUGCCCUGUUGACGUCGUCGCUGCUUCGGCUCUUCUAUCAGCAGGAGGGGUCUCUCGCGAGGAGCAGUACAAGCCAGCCCGUCUACACUGAUGGAGCAAAGCCGAGCCGAGCGCACCAGCAGGUCCUCCUCUGGGCGCAGAUCCGCUCCGGGUCCUCCUUCACCGGCCGCCUACUGACGCUGGGAACUAAAACCUUCUAUUCGGAGGAGCCUAUUCGCGUUUACAACCACACCUUAGGGAGGGAUACUGGUGCGGCCGUUGCCUUUCUCAAAGACAUCUUGCUCUGCCGUUUCUCUCGGCAUUUGAAUUAUUUCAAGGAAUACAUAUCUUGGCAUUAUCAAGAUCUGAAAGUAAAAUAUCUCUGCCAAUUCGAGUCGAGGCUGUGUUCCUCUCCUUUUACUUAUGAGGCCUUCUGCCGCGCCGCCCCCGUGGUGGUAGUGCGGGUCGUGGCUCUGGCCCUGACGGCGUUCAUUCCGCUUCUGGAGGAUGACGAAUUGGAGCCCAAGGUGGUCCACUUGGUCCGCGAUCCCAGGGGCACGCUCAACUCCAGGAGAAGUCUUCCUCCCGCUGCCCAUGUGUACGAAGAGGAGUCGAACGUGACCGCCGUGUGUGAAAGGUACCGGGAGGACCUGGUCGCGGCUGCCACGCUCCGUCAGCUCUUUCCUAAAAGGUACAUACUAGUGCGUUACGAGGACCUGGCGCUCUUUCCGGAGAGAGAAGUCCGUCGCCUGUACGAGUUCAUGGGUCUCCCCUUCACAGCUCUUGUCUCGCAGUUCAUCUUCGACCACACGAGCGGCCUCCAGAAACGGGAGAAGAUGGACCAGCCUUUCACUCAUUUUAGAAAAUCCAAAGAGGUCGCGGAUCGGUGGCGUGACAGAAUGAGCUACGGGGACGCGCUGGCUAUCCAGGAGCAGUGUAAGGACGUCCUGCAGAGCUAUGGCUACGAGGUCUUCAGUAGUCGCAGGGAGUACUCGCGCCGGGGAGAGGCUCUCGAGGCGCCGCCUUAGGCUGCGUCCAUACCUACACGAGGCCCUUAUAAGUGCAUACAGCACAUUGACUAUAGCUGGUCAGUGAUAUCUCUUAAAAUGAUAAAUAUAGAAAAAGUUUGCUCAGUCUAUCAAUAGAAAGUUUAUUCUGUGAAGAUACAAAUACGAAACAUUUCCUACUCGUUAUCUUUAUGAAAAUGCUUGCCACGCACAUACGGUUGCGCGAUAAUAAUGAUGAUAAUAACAGUAAUAAUAAUAAAAAGAAUGAUAAUGAUAGUAAUGAUAACGAUAAUAUGAUAAUGAUGAGGAUAAUAAUAAUGAAAAUAACAAUAAUAAGGAAGAUGAUGUCUUACAUAGAAAAUUAGAGAACUCAUUUUUAAUUAUCAUCCUUGUCGAUAAUGAUAAUAAUGAUAACGUUAACGGUAAUGAUGAUAGU
Penaeus chinensis is the source of this 1456-nucleotide messenger RNA. Its product is annotated as carbohydrate sulfotransferase 6-like. Gene Ontology annotation, molecular function: N-acetylglucosamine 6-O-sulfotransferase activity. The coding region runs from base 1 to 1041 and encodes 346 amino acids. The record is from RefSeq and is a predicted model, not a curated record. Gene Ontology annotation, biological process: sulfur compound metabolic process; N-acetylglucosamine metabolic process. The transcript has 2 exons. NCBI's taxonomy places the organism in Eukaryota, Metazoa, Arthropoda, Malacostraca, Decapoda, Penaeidae.